UUGAGUCUUUUCUUGCUUGCCUCUUGUGUUUUAAAUUUGAAUGCAUGAUACCUUAGGUUGGAGUUUCUUGGUAUCUUUGAAAUUUAGGAGUCAUGGAAACUAACAGAUGCUGCAUUUUGAUUUUGAUUUUUUGUAUGGCAACUUCCAUGUUCUCCCAUUGCGCAGAUGCAAGUAAAUCAGUAAGAUUACAAGCCAAAGGCCCAAAAACAAGAAGUUCAAGUUCAGCCAUAAAGCACACAAAGAAAUUGGAACUGAUGAGCAAGAUUAUGAGCUUAGUCAUUGAUCAAGCCACGGAUUCAUCACCCAACACUCAACCUUAUGUUGUGGGCUCUCCAUUUUCUCUGCCGCCUUUCGACUCAUUAGCACCAAUUCCAUUACCAGAAAAUUCUCCACCUUAUUGUGUUUAUCCCCCUUUCUCCCCUCAAACACCUUCCAUAACCAUCCCAACUCCAGCCGGAACCACCACAGCACCUCCUCCACCAUUCUACUACAUCCCACCUAUUUUCCCUGGUCAAAGCCCACCAAGCCCAACUGGUGGAAUGGUACCAAGACCACCAGAAACAGUACCGAGCCCAACAACUUACAUCCCAAGCCCACCUUCAUACGAGCCUAGUCCACCAGGAGUCAUCUUUCCAAGCCCACCAUCUAACAUUCCAUCACCCUCCGGCAACGUCCCAAGUCCAAUGUUCCUACCACCAAUUGUGUACCCUCCACCAACCGUGCCACCAUCGCCUUUAAGUAUGGGGCCGAGCACCGCCCUUUGGUGCGUGGCCAAGCCAUCAGUGCCGGAACCAAUCAUUCAAGAAGCAAUGAACUAUGCUUGUGGGUCAGGAGCGGAUUGUGAUUCGAUCCAACCUGAUGGGAAAUGUUUUGAGCCUGAUACAAUUGUUGCACACGCCUCCUAUGCCUUCAAUAGUUAUUGGCAAAAGAGCAAGGUUGCUGGAGGUACAUGCGGGUUUGGAGGCACUGCUAUACUUGUCACAGUUGAUCCAAGCUAUGAUGGUUGCCAUUUCGAGUACUAUUGAUUGGCAGACAUAUAUCUGUUUUGCAGGCCUGGAUAUUCAUUUUGUUUUUUCAAAUAAACAUUUUAGUUUGUUUUUAGUGUACUAUUUCCAUGGCUUAAUUUUUGUAAGGCAUGGUAUAGAUUAUGGUAGCUGGUCCUUAAAAAUUUCAGACCUUUUGAACCUUUUCUCUAAGAGGGGAGGGGAAGUGGGAUUAUUAUAUGUUUUACUUAGCUUUGGAAAUUUUCCAUUGUACAUGGUAUCCUCCACCCUUUGGCCCUUUCUAUAUGAGAUGUGUAAAUUGCAUUAUUGUAGCCAUGAGUAGAUAUAAUGAAUGAAUCAAUAAAUU
Rubroshorea leprosula is the source of this 1350-nucleotide messenger RNA. NCBI's taxonomy places the organism in Eukaryota, Viridiplantae, Streptophyta, Magnoliopsida, Malvales, Dipterocarpaceae. The record is from the annotation of a GenBank genome assembly.